AUGGCUGUCUCGAUAGACCCACUCAGACUCCUGCCGGAAGAUACUCCUCCGGUUGAUCCAGAUGAGACAGUUCUAGCAGAUGAUCAGUUACAGACUGAAGAACAUAUCCCACAGAUCAAUGCGUCAACAUCUGCAAAUGAAGCUGAUAUCAGAAUCGACAUGAUGAUGGUACUACACGAGAUGCUCAUGGAAAAGGUCUCCGUUUGCUUUCCUCCUCCCACGAGCAGUACAAAGUGUGGGUUCAACUUUAAUCUGAUAGAAGAUAUCGUAUGCGGAACCCAAGCCCGGCCAUGUCUGUACAUAAUAACGAAAGAAACCGGUUAUGCUGCGAGGGCGUUUACCUCGAUAGAUGUUGAAAAUGCCCACAGCAUUAUAAAUCAUUUGGACCGCCGAGGGGUCCAAAACUCCUCAAUCGAAGAGCUUAGUAGACAUGCCAGCAACCUACAGAGACUUCAAAUUCUCAGGAAACCUCUCUAGGACGGAAGCUUUAUACUCCGACAUCCACAAUUUACCACGCCCCUGAGAUCGACAAAGGUCUUUC
Molecule: messenger RNA, 541 nt
Organism: Bolinopsis microptera
Lineage: Eukaryota; Metazoa; Ctenophora; Tentaculata; Lobata; Bolinopsidae
Exons: 4
Coding region: 1-477 (158 amino acids)
Source: RefSeq, a predicted model, not a curated record